Molecule: messenger RNA, 1097 nt
Organism: Oryctolagus cuniculus (rabbit)
Lineage: Eukaryota; Metazoa; Chordata; Mammalia; Lagomorpha; Leporidae
Gene: PIGF
Product: phosphatidylinositol glycan anchor biosynthesis class F
Biological process (GO): GPI anchor biosynthetic process
Cellular component (GO): endoplasmic reticulum membrane
Source: RefSeq, a predicted model, not a curated record
CUGCGAUUGGCUGUGCGACCGUGGGUCUCCGCCCCGCGCGCUUGCGCCUGCGCGUGGGCUGGGGCAGCCCGUUGUGCCUUGAUGGUGGGAGGCAGUAGUUCCCCUUCCCUUCGCGGGCGGGAGAGUUAGGGCUGUUUCUGUUUGGUGGAAUAUUCACAGUGUAACACGUUGACUAUUUAAUAAAGUCUGUACUCCACACCGCCAAUACAAUGCAUAAGCUCUCAGUCACCCAAGGAAGCACCAUGAAAAAUACUGAUAUCAGGAGACUAUUUUAUGCCCAUCUUUUAUGCGUGCUUUCUGUUAUCCUGAGCACCUUUGUUCCAUCAUUCUUUUUGGAAAGUUUCUCGAUAUUGGAGACCCACCUGACGUGGUUGGGCAUCUGCUCUGUUUCUGUAACUGCUGUCAAUCUAGUGUUAUAUUUAGUAGUGAAACCAAAUGUAUCCUCCAAGAGAAGUUCAUCAUCACAUAAGGUAGCCAGGUUUUUGAAAUGCUGUAUCUACUUUCUUAUGUCUUGUUUCUCCUUUCAUGUAAUUUUUGUUCUAUAUGGAGCACCGCUAAUAGAGUUGGUGUUGGAAACAUUUUUGUUCGCAGUUAUUUUGUCUACCUUCACUACUGUACCUUGUUUAUGUUUGUUGGGACCAAAUCUCAAAGCAUGGCUAAGAGUUUUCAGUAGAAAUGGAGUUUCAUCCAUUUGGGAGAAUAGUCUCCAGAUCACUACAAUUGCUAGUUUUAUAGGAGCAUGGCUUGGAGCAUUUCCUAUUCCCUUGGAUUGGGGAAGACCAUGGCAGGUGUGGCCCAUCUCCUGUACGCUCGGAGCGACCUUUGGCUACGUGGCUGGCCUUGUUCUGUCACCACUCUGGAUAUACCGGAAUAGAAAGCAACUUACAUACAAGAACAAUUAAUUGGAGCAAAGGGAGAAGAUAUUUCUUUGUGCAGGUUCCAUAAGGGCUGUGCAGAAAUGUCUACGGUCAAAGCCAAGCAGUUCCAUUUACAGCACUGUUUUUUUACAUAGUUAACAUGAUGUGAUUGUAGCUUUUUAAACUAUGAAACCCCUGAGAGAUUGUAUCUUCUAGUUGAAAUAAAGUAUUUAUAAUAGA